Messenger RNA from Homarus americanus (American lobster), 2114 nucleotides. RefSeq names its product protein UBASH3A homolog. Lineage: Eukaryota; Metazoa; Arthropoda; Malacostraca; Decapoda; Nephropidae. Bases 205 to 1080 code for a protein of 291 amino acids. The transcript has 6 exons. Gene Ontology annotation, molecular function: protein binding. The record is from RefSeq and is a predicted model, not a curated record.
GGUAAACACCAGAGGACCUCGGGGCCUUUAAGGUGAACACUGGUCUUACUUUAACAGUUAACACUACUGAAGGGUUUAUAAGGUGAUGAAUUCAUAAAGACAACAAGUUAAUUGAUAACCUCUUUAGAAUUAACCCAGUGAUUGGUGAAUAUAUGCACCACUCUGUGAUAGUACAGCAUAACUUGAGAGAUUAAGAACUGAAAAAUGAUGGCAACUCUUCCUCCACGCAAGAACCCAACUCCAACAAAAAUAUUACGGCAACAUUUAUCACCUCUUCAGAUCCUUUUGCAGAUGGGAUUUCCAAAACACCGGGCGGAAAAGGCGCUCUCAGCUACUGGUCAUCGGGGUGUUCAGCUUGCAUCUGAUUGGUUACUUGCCCAUGUAAAUGACACAACCUUGGACCUUGACUGCCCUCGAGAGUAUGUGGUAUACAUGUGUCCUACAGGUCCCCUCCAAGAACAGAUUCAAAACUUCUGGGAGGAGUCUCUUCAGAAGUGUGGGUGGAAUGGAGCACAUAAUUUGGUACCACACAUCACCCUCUGCUCCUUUUUUAAAUCUGGGGAUGAGAACUGUGAGGGGCUGGUCGCAGCUCUGAAGGAAGUCGUACACAGCAUCAUGCCCUCCCUUCCCUCCAGCCUAACACUUGACAAGUAUAUAUCACCCAACUACAUGGGCCUUUUUUUAAAUGACCAGCAAGCAGACAUUCUUAAGAAACUUGCUGUUACAUAUGUAAAGGAAGUAGCUCAUAUGUUUGAAGCUGGGUGUUACGACAAACUGGAGGUGAUGGCAGCAUGUCUGCCCUGGUGCACAGGAACUACUUUGGCUCAAGAAUACUGUACCACAGGUGAGGCAGCUACUAAAGCCUUGCACCUCACUUUAGCGUACCAGUUCCCACCGUCACAAUUUUCUCGUCUUGAAUCUCUGGUGGACAUAGUGGACCCUAGAGCACCAUCAGCUUGGGAGGUGCGGCUGUAUUCGAGGGACACAAGAAUAGUUGGGAAUGAGGUACUGCCAAAGGUUGCCACAUUUACUAUACCACCUCUUUUAUACUGCUUGCGAUUGUUAAUAUGUCUGUUGUAGCAAAAUCUUUUUAUGUGUAUGGAUUUAGGUUUUGUACUUUAUCAUUAACAUUUAUAACUUGCAUGUUCUGUCAUCUUGCAUCCACUUCUCAAGAAUUUUGCAUGGUUAUUCUUUUACCAGUUGUAUGUACAUACGCUCCAAAAUGUAUCAUUAUGAUUUUGUGUGAGACAAUAUGACACAACGAAUGAAGGAUUUUGACAAUCCUACCAAUACAACAGGAGUUACAGGGUUCAUUUUAAAUUUAUCAAACCCAUCCAUAAAGAUUCUUUUUGGAGUGUGUGUACAGUCACCCACAAAAGUCCUGUCGCUUCUCCUCCAAAGUAUUUGUGGAUAGAAUAAUGCAUCAGUGUCUACUGCUUCGGGUUCAUGAGUCUGAGUCUCAGGGUUCAUGGAACAGCAGAAGAGAUAACAGGACUUUGGUGGGUGACUGUACAUUUAAUAUAACCUGAUGGUAAUGUAUUGUUAUAAUUGUACAUUAGGAUUGAGUACAGGUAAAUCUAUUUAAUCAGAAAGUUGAGGGGAUUAAAUAACCGACCCCUGAGUGAGAUCUAGUAAAAUACAGGAAUAAGAUAUAGAAAUUAGAUAAUCCUUCACCUUCAUACCAGAUUCCAUAAGGGUACCACUGGCCUGAAGGUACACUGUGAAGAGAGAAGAUUUAGAUCCAGUUGUAUGUCACCCAAAGUGGCUUUGCUCAGCACCUGUUAAGUGUGAUUUUAAGCAGUACAGUACCCAGUGUGUAAUGUUGUCAUCUAGUUCUAGAUGUUAGUUUUAUAUACACACAGAAGUUAUAUAUUUCAGUGUACGUAUGAGUAUUUAAUAUGCUUAACGACCCAAGUUGCAUUUUAGUGAACAAGUUGGUUGUGGGACCAAUACCCCAAGGCACUUGUCAUAUAUUUUCUUAGCAAGUAAAACAGCUUAUAUUUCAUCAGAUAAUUGUAUGCUAAAUCUGGGAUUUGGCCUGAAACAAAUAGGGGUACAGUGCAGUACAGCUCCUCCCCGACUUACGACCGGGUUAAGACCCAAAUUCUGGUCGU